CGAACGAGUUUUGAAUCGUCGAUCGAAGCAACACCAAAAACUCAUGCGAUGACGCUCUUUUAUGCCAUCAAAUUCCACCAUUUCUUUCCUUUCUGAGGCAAAGGGGCUGAAAUGACGACUUCUCUACCCGUAUUCCGUUUCAAACACGAACCGGAUACAAACUCGCCAAAGGAAUGGCUAAAUACGAUCAAAGCAGCGAAAAAAGAGUCGAAUGAUUACAAGACCCUUCUCAGGUUGUAUCACCGUGCUGCAGUUCUGAUUACGCCUGAGGAACACGAGAAAGACCCCGCAUACGCACAGCUCCUAGUAGAAUUCGCUCAGCUGCAGAGUAAGUCUUCUACAGAUAAUGCCAGAGACACAUUUCGCAUUGCAAAAUGCAACGUCAAGAGAUUUGCAAUCGUGUAUGUUUCCUGGGCACAGCUUGAGUUAACAGAAGGUAAUAAGACCAAGUGCAAAAAACUUUUACAUAAAGGAAAGUUAAUUGGUGCUAAGCCAGAUGAACUACUACAAAUGGCGAUAUCUAACUUUGAGCAAGGUCGAGAGAGACUACUCGAUGAGGAGACAGAGGAAAUUGCACUUACAGGAAUCCAAGUGCUUCCAAGCACCAGCCUACAACCAUCAACAGGAGUGCUUAGCGACAAUGACACCAUAGAAAGACGGGACAACACAGAUAGUGGGAUUGUAGUUUUUAAAAUGCCCUCUGUUUCGGAGGGUUCAAUAAGAACCAGACAUCGCAAUAGCACAAGCAGCAGUAGCAGCAGCAGCGGAGAGGACACUGCAACAGCACCUUUCCACAUCGUCUGCAGGGAGACCGUCAAAAAGCAGACCAUGUCUCACCAGAAGCCAUCAGCCAAACCUACGCCAGAACCCAAUAGGACAAUGGGAAGCAGUAGCCUCGCCAACAGUAUGAAUCUGUCGGUUCGAAAGCCCACCAGCGCUAGAAGAGGACUAGGGCGAGCCUGGUGUAGUACUGGAUUCCUGGGCCUUCCCACGAGAGCGAUAGGUACCCUUGAAGAGAAAGACGAAGACAGAAAUCUUGGCAAAAACAAAGAUGAACGACACGAGGAAUAUUCCAAAGGGAAUGAAAACAUGGACGGGAUUAAACCUUUUGAACUAACAGUGGAGAUAGGAGCAAUUCAGUCUACUACAACCGACGAACAGAACAAACCAAAUACCGAACAAAGUGUACUUCUCUCUGAACGAAGUCCACUUUCUAUUGAACAAAAUUCAAAUCCCUGUAAAGAGGAAAGAGGGAUUUACACUGAGCAAAAUGUUCUUCCAAACGAGCCAAUUCUGCCUAGCAAGGAGCGAAAAAGCUCGAAUGAACUAUCUAGGAAAGACGUUAUUAUUAAACAGGACAAUAUGGUUGAUAGGGUUUUUGAGAAAGAAAACGUUGUUCCAUCAAAUGAAAUUCCCGUUGCACUUCCCAGAGGCCCACUUAGAGAGAUUUCCAACAAACCGAUUCCCCCAUUUCAGGAAUCUCAAAAAGAGAAGUCCAAUGCUGUUGUUGAACAAUGUAGUGUACCAGAGCCUGUGUGGGUCUCGAAAGUUCCAGUCGCACCAGUGAAAGGCCCGCCCAAGGGGGGCGUGGCUACUCACUCUCCAGGGUUUACGAAAGUGGAGACCAUUGCUGUUAACGGAAAGAUUUAUCACAAGCUGGAGAAGAUUGGUAGAGGUGGAUCGAGUCAGGUUUUUAGAGCGUUCGAUGGCAAACGUAUGCUUGCGGUUAAGCAGGUAUCACUCGAAGAUGCGGAUGAUGUAAUCAUCGAGAGCUAUAUCAACGAGAUCACGUUGCUAAAUCAACUGCAAGGCUGUGAUCAUAUAAUCAAGCUAUAUAACUGGGAACUAAACAAAGAAGAGAAGACUAUUUUACUCGUACUGGAAGCGGGUACGAUGGACCUGUCCACAUUCCUCAGGAAGAAUCGUGGAUGUCUGAGCUCCACCCAUCUAGCCGUGUACUGGGAACAAAUGCUGCGUGCCGUGAACGUGAUCCACGAGCGUGGAAUCGUUCACAGCGACCUCAAGCCAGCCAACUUCCUGUUUGUCGACGUACAGCUGAAGCUCAUCGACUUUGGCAUUGCGAAUGCAAUACAGGGUGACCAGACAAGUAUACAGCGCGACACGCAGAUUGGCACGUUGAAUUUCAUGGCGCCGGAGGCUUUCCUGGACGUGUCAAAUGCGCACCACUCGCAUCAGAGAUCCGGCGCCAAGCCGUGUAUGAAGAUCGGCCGUGCCAGUGAUGUGUGGUCGCUCGGUUGCAUUCUCUAUAACAUGGUGUAUGGGAGGACACCUUUCCAACACAUCACCAACCAAGCCAUGAAGUUACAAUGUAUCAUCGACCCAAACUACGCUAUCGAGUUUCCCGACAUUCAGAACACUCACCUCCUUGACGUCAUGAAGGGCUGCCUUGCACGUAACCCGCGCGAGAGGUACACUAUUCAGCAGCUACUCAACCACCCUUUCCUCCAGUCCCUCAAGAUCCCGCUGUUUGCAAAGUAGUCACAGGAAUGGAAUAACAUUGGAGUAAUGGUGCCACAAACACUUAAAGCCGCAUUGUCACCAGUUUACUUCCUGAGGUCCGACGGAAACCUCAACCGUCAAAAGAAUCUAUUAAAAUUCGAGAUAUUAAACAGGCCAUCCGCUCUAAAUUAUCAAUCACAUCCUCAAAUAAGCUUCCAAUAAACACACUGCUUUCAAUAUUUUGAAAUAUUUUUCGCGUUUUACGUUAAAAAUCAUCGGAUAUUACGUAGUCGGCCGGAAGUAAACUGGUGACAAUGCGGCUUUAAAAUCUCUUUUCAAAAAUAGACCCUUGGUACCUAGCAGAAAUGGGAUGAAUCAAUAAGAACUUGUGCAGUAGACAUUUUAAAAAUCGUCUUCCGAUCAUGUUGAAAGACACUUGGCACCUAGCAGAAAUGGGCCAAAUGGAAAAUCUGGCUUGUGCAAUCGUGGGUUACCCGUUUACACCAAUCAGGUCAUGGUAACAUUGCGUACCAUUCGACUGCGUAUGCAAGAAAAAAAAAACUUGUAGUUCUUUUAUAAAGCGUCGCUAUUAACGAGAAACGUUACUGUAAAAAAAAAAUGAAUAAAAAUACAAAUAUUA
Messenger RNA from Nematostella vectensis (starlet sea anemone), 3100 nucleotides. Its product is annotated as dual specificity protein kinase Ttk. Gene Ontology annotation, cellular component: nucleus; spindle; kinetochore. Gene Ontology annotation, molecular function: protein serine/threonine kinase activity; protein serine/threonine/tyrosine kinase activity; protein binding. Lineage: Eukaryota; Metazoa; Cnidaria; Anthozoa; Actiniaria; Edwardsiidae. The coding region runs from base 112 to 2499 and encodes 795 amino acids. The transcript has 10 exons. The record is from RefSeq and is a predicted model, not a curated record. Gene Ontology annotation, biological process: mitotic spindle assembly checkpoint signaling; protein localization to kinetochore; peptidyl-serine phosphorylation.